Molecule: messenger RNA, 1080 nt
Organism: Ustilago hordei
Lineage: Eukaryota; Fungi; Basidiomycota; Ustilaginomycetes; Ustilaginales; Ustilaginaceae
Exons: 1
Coding region: 1-1080 (359 amino acids)
Biological process (GO): maturation of SSU-rRNA from tricistronic rRNA transcript (SSU-rRNA, 5.8S rRNA, LSU-rRNA)
Cellular component (GO): nucleolus
Source: RefSeq, a predicted model, not a curated record
AUGAGCUCAAGUAUGUGCAAGGCUAUCGCCAACCUCAAAGGCAAGAGGGAGAUGGUGCAGCCAGAACAAGAUAACCAAGCACGAGCAGCUCAGCUAGCACAAUUGGAAGCAUUUGGCAACGCUUUCAUGUCCUCUUUCCAGCUCCCGGAAUCAAGCGGCUCGUCGUUGGAUCAUUCCGGGGAGUGUGGAGGCAAGAAAAGGCUCUCGAGCAAGAAACGCAAGCGACUCGCACAGGAGCAAGCUGCCGACUCACCAGACAUCGAAGAACAAGCGGCGGCGAAAGAACAAGACGAAAUGGAUCUUCUCUUCAAGCCCACCAAGUCCUCCUCGCAAGCUGAAGCAUCAGGCAGCAUCUCAAAGCAAAGCAGGAAAAAAGCACCAAAAUCUCGAGCCGUCGAAACCGUCGUCUUUGGCGGCGAACAGCAGGCGGACGCAGACGAAGUCAAAGAUGCCAAAAAGGGAUGGAAAGCCUUCAUGUCAUCCAAAAUAGACAAGAUAGCCACUGAAGACCAAGCCUCUACCACCAAGCUCACCACCGCUGAAGAAGAGCAAGAGAAGCAACUCGUCGCCAACGACCGUCUCCUCUCGGAACUUCUCUCCACCACCCUCUUCGCUCCUGGAACAGGAAACACGUCGAAAGGCAAAUCCAACCUUUCCUCAAGCGACACCAUAGCGCGUAUCAUGGAACUUUCAGCAACCGAAUCACAGCGUAAAGGUCAAGCGAUCGGGCGAGGAUGGGGCGAAAAGGAACUGAAACGUCAACAACUAGCCAAAGCUCCAGCAGCCAUUCGACAAGGAAUGAGAAAAGCAGCGGGUGAAAGGAGGGAAAAGGAGAGGGAAAAGGCCAAGGAGUUGGGUACUUGGCAUCCUAGCCUGAAGGCUGGAUAUGGGAACCAGGCCACAGCAACCCAGAUGGGACUUCAAAAGGAGACGAGGAAGAGACAGAGAGGAUUGGGGAUGGGAAUUGGAAAGUUCCAGGGAGGGAUGCUGAAGUUGUCGAGUCAAGAGAUUUCCAAGGUCAAUGGCAAAGGAAAGUCAGCCAGUGCUUCUAGGAAAGGUGGCAAGGGGAAGCGUAAGUGA